UUCUGUCUUCAUCAUAAGUUAAUGAAUAUUUUCAUGUGUACAUGAAUAUAUAUCAAUUGAUAGUGUGAACAGUGUUUAUAUAUACCUACUACCUAUUUUUUCUUUAAUACCAACUAUACUAGGAAUAUACAAAGGCGGAGUCAGGAUUUUUUGUGUAUCAGCCUUCCCGGAAGGGAUGGAGUUAGCAUGAUGCAAUGUUUUUGUGGAGAGACUUGUUCUCGUCAAUCCGUUUCUGAAACAUGUACAUACCUGAGAAGGCCUAGUGCAUUAGCAGAUAGACUUAAUGAAAACAUGGAAUUGCUUAAAGCUCGGGAGGAGGAUAUAAAAAGGAAGUUACAUGUGGAAAAUGUAUGGCGCGGUAUGGAGCCAAAGGCUGAGGUAAACAUGUGGCUUAUCAAUGUAAGAAAUAUUACAAGUAGUAUUGCCAGGAUGCAAGAGAAACUUACUGCAGACAAGAGGUGUUUAUACAGAUGUUUGCCAAAUUAUAUGUCUCGAGUUAAGCAGGGGAAAUGCAUCAACAAGAAAAUUAAAGAAGUCGACAGGCCCCUGGGGCAGAUCAUAUUUCCAGAGAUAUGAUGCCUCGGAGGGAAAAGAUAUUGCCAGCAUCCUCAUUAGUAGGAGAAUCUGCUCAAAGAAGUUUGGAGGCUGUAUGCGAGUAUUUGAAUGAUGAACAUUCUGGGAUAAUUGGUAUUUAUGGAAUCGGGGGUGUGGGUAAGACAUCCAUCCUCAUAGAAAUCAAUAAUCGUCUUUUGAGAUAGAGCACAAAAUUUGAUAAUGUCAUUUGGGUCACAGCAUCCAACGAUUCAACAGUGCAGAAAUUGCAGAAGGAUAUUGCUAGAGCAAUAGGUUUUGAAAUGAGAAGAGCAGCUCAAUUACUUGAAGCAUUGAUGCGAAGAAGUAGAUUUGUUUUAAUUAUAGAUGAUUUGUGGGAAACAUUUCCUUUGGAGGUUAUAGGAAUCCCAUAUCCAUAUUACGAAUGUGACUUCAAGUUGAUAAUGACUACUAGAUCCAUGAUAAUUUGUCGUGGCAUGGAAUCAGUGAGGGAAGUUGAAGUUAGUGUUCUUUCAGAGGAAGAAGCAUGGAACCUCUUUAAACAAAAGGUCGGUGAGGAGGUGCUAGCAUCUCCAACAUUACAAGCUGUUGCCAAGGAUGUGUUGAAGGAGUGUGGAGAUCUCCCACUAGCUGUUGUAACAGUUGGUCAGGCUUUAAGAAGAGAAAAUGAUCUGAGGCAAUGGAAAAAUGCAUUAAGCCAGCUGAAAAGUGCAACGGGAAGAAUAGAAGGCAUGGAGAAUCGAGUCUUUGCACGUCUGAGAUUUAGCUGUGAAAGACUGAAGGACAAUGUGACUCGUUCAUGUUUUCUUUAUUGCACAUUGUACCCAGAGGAUCAUCAUAUCGAGACCGAAGUACUGUACAUGGGAAGGAUGAUAUUAGAUGAACUGGAACAUGUGUGCCUUCUAGAGAUCAUUGGAUGUCAAGAAGGUAGUUUGAAUGAAUAUGUCAAGAUGCAUGACCUCAUUAGGGAUAUGGCGAUAGCUGUUACAAGAGAGAGUCCACUCUUUAUGAUCCGAGCAGGACAUGAGAUGCGUAUCCCACCAGUUGAGAGUGAAUGGCUCGAAGGCCUUAAAAGCAUCUCGUUAAUGAGAAAUGAUUUGAACUCUUUGAUUUUGGAACCGAGAUGUCCUCAGCUAACCACCUUGCUAUUGCAGUAUAAUUCAUUGUCCAAGGGUGUACAUCCUUCUUUCUUUAACCAUCUAAAAAGUCUCAAAGUUCUGGACUUAUCUUACACGGGCGUCUUUGGGUUGCCUGAUUCACUUUCUAAUCUCGAAAACCUUCAUGCUUUGCUUCUACGUAGUUGUUGGAACUUGUAUCACCUGCCAACAAUGGAAAGGCUGAAGGAGCUGAGGGUUUUAUAUCUCUCUGCUACACCAAUUGAGUGUGCGUCCCCGGGGAUGGAAAUGUUACUCAAUUUGAAGCAUCUGGAUCUCUCCCUCACUACAUUUCGUGAAUUUGAUAUUCAAAUUUUAGGAACAUACAGAUUUCUGGAGAUUCUCUUAACUAUUGGCCUAAGGCAACCUCUAACGCUCGGUCCAGAUUUUGUUAAGGUGUUGAAUGUUAUUGCUUGUGAUAAUCUCAUGACUCUGCUACCUCUUGAGUUAGUGCAGCAUCUCAAAACCCUCAGCUCGAGUUGGAAAACUGUUUGAUGCUAGAGGAGAUCAUAGUCACUGAAGUGGAAAAUGAAGAGAUCAUUCAAGAGAACAACGGUGAAGUGGUCCUCCCAAGUUUGCAAAAAUUAAGAUUAGUUUUUAUACCAAGACUGAGAGGCAUAUGCAGAGGUCCAAUGAUUUGUGAUUCGUUAAUGACUAUAGAAGUCGUAGAUUGUCCAGAGCUGAAAAUACUUCCCUUCUUUUUGGAAAUAAGGCACUAGCUGACUCUCUCAAACUGAUAAAAGGAAGCAGAGGAUGGUGGCAGACGUUAAAGAGGAAGCAUCCUACCGCGACAUCCCUUCUAGCUCCACUCCUCAGACCCGAAAGGGAGUAUUCUUCUGCUGCUGAUGAAUGUAGUCACAGUGGCAGCUCUUAAAGACUUUUUAAAUUGUUAACUAAUCAACAUUGAUUUGAAAUCACAACUUUGGAUUUUUCAGACCAUAUGUUUUUCUUUAACAAUAAAGAGAAUAGAUGUAGAGAGUUAAUUGAGUAGGCAAAAUAUCUGAUAAAUCGUAUUAUACACAAUGGCUAUUUUUGGCGGUAAUACCAAAAUAGGCAUAGUAAUAGAAAGAUUUAUCUCUUGUUUUGAUAACAGUUUUAUGGUCCUGACUUAUUUCCUACUGCAGUGUGAUGGUCUCGAGUUUGGGCCUUUGGCAAAAUAUGACUUUGUUUCCUUCUCAUAAUCAUGCAUUUUCUCUAUCUUUUAGUUAUAGAGCAGAACUGCCUAUAUUACUCAGAUUCUUCAAAAAUGUUGACAGGAAAUUCUCCAAAGGUAGAGAAUUUCUGGAAUCCAGCAUGGGCGCGGCAACAGUUUAGGAUAGUAUGAGCAACAUCAAGUAAUACAGCCUAUAUCGUAUUGAACUGUACUGUGUUGUUUAACAGUUCAUGAAUGAGACACAGUAGUUAUUCUUUGUGUCAUUCUCUUGUUUAACAGACUUAAACUACAGAUUCUCAUAUUGGAUCCAACUAGUUUUUCCUUUUUAUUUGGGUGGAAGUGGAGGUCGGGCUCUAUGGAACUCGAAGCUGAAGCCCUAUAGUCUAUAGUAGGUGUGACUCAUGAGUUGAAAAUCCUGCAUCCCGUUUGUCUUUGCUGUACAGUGGCUGCUUUGCGGAUAAGAACAUGAAGUAUAACCAAAUACGAGUGUUGGAUUGCGAAAAACUAUCUAGUCUGUGAAAGUAUCAGCAAAGAUUCUUGCUGGGGAGUACUAUAUGAAAUUGUCAUAUGAAAUCACUAUAUGAAACUGUCAUAUGAAAUAGCUUAUAUGGUUUAAAUUUUUUUUAGCUUACACAAAAUCAUAGUUUGUUUGUUGUAUGCACAGUUCUUACUCAUGAAUCAGUCCAAAUUAAUAGACUUUAUUUUCAUGUAUAUUUAAUCAUCAUUUCAGGAAGGAAAUCAGUAAAAAAUACCUUUUCUCCAAGUCCACACCUUCUUCGGAUGCCAGUGUCUCGAUUGAUCAGCUCCAAUUUGGUUUUAACUCCAGCGGAAUGCAAAGGUAGAGCUUCAAUCAUCGCUAUACCUAUGGCUCGAGAGACCACUUCUAGACCUUUAUCAGGUUUUGCUGGAACAUGCUCUAUCCUGCACACUGGAUGCCCUGAAAUUGAGGCAGUAUUUGCCCAGCUCCCGCGUGAUGGUGUCUCAAACCUUACUGAUCGCGGGAGCUGCAGCAUAUAGAUAAAAAAGUACUUUUUUCACUUGCAUUGUUGUACUUCAUAUUAAGUAGCAGCAACUUUUGCAGUCCUGUUUUCAAUUUCAGCUGCAACAUUUUGUUCUCUUUAUUUAUAAGCAAGCAGAUUCAUCAAGUUUAAGCCUGAACCAGUGAAAGAAUGACAAUGUUGUCUUCGACACCAAGGUGAGGAUGAGCACCAUCAUGCUACUGAUCAUGAGCAACAUAUAUAUGUAAUCGUCGUGAUCCUGAAAUAUGUUCACAAUGAUAUUGAAGUUUGCAGUACGUUCAAUGGAUUCAAGAGU
Messenger RNA from Solanum pennellii, 4173 nucleotides. RefSeq names its product probable disease resistance protein At4g14610. The record is from RefSeq and is a predicted model, not a curated record. NCBI's taxonomy places the organism in Eukaryota, Viridiplantae, Streptophyta, Magnoliopsida, Solanales, Solanaceae. Gene Ontology annotation, molecular function: ADP binding; protein binding.